Naegleria lovaniensis is the source of this 2373-nucleotide messenger RNA. RefSeq lists its product as uncharacterized. Bases 1 to 2373 code for a protein of 790 amino acids. Lineage: Eukaryota; Heterolobosea; Eutetramitea; Acrasida; Naegleriidae. The transcript is spliced from 6 exons. Gene Ontology annotation, molecular function: serine-type endopeptidase activity. The record is from RefSeq and is a predicted model, not a curated record. Gene Ontology annotation, biological process: proteolysis.
AUGUUCGAUUUGAAGAGUUCUUCGCUACGACCACGACCAACGACAACCGCCACUUCGGGCAAGCUCCUUCUUCUUGGUUCUCUUUUCGCGAUGAUGAUAAUGAUCAUCAGUGCAUCUUGUAUCCAAGCUCUAGAACAACCCACGCUCUCCAUCUCUUCAUCAAAUACAUUUAAUCCUUCCAAGAAAUUCUCUUCACGAGUUCCGCAACGAAAGAGGCAACAACAAGCCUUCUCCACCAUGUCCUCUUCAUCAUCUAGAAGUAUUUCCAUCGCCGGAGGAAGUGUCGCCUCGUCUCACGAGUUUCCAUUCAUUGUUUCUAUUCAGCAAAUUUUGAGCAGUACCGUGUCGGCACAUUUCUGUGGUGGAUCCGUGAUAGCUCCAAAUUAUAUUUUGACUGCAGCUCAUUGUGUCUAUGACGACAAUGGAAACCUUAUUUUACCUACCACUGUUCGUGUCUUUGCUGGAAGUAGCAGUAGUUCUUGUUCCAAUCUUGCAAACUGUAACUAUAAGAAUGCACAAGCCAUCUAUCCACAUCCGAAUUACAAUUCCAAUACCUUAGAGAAUGACAUUGCACUGAUUAAACUUUCUGGAAAUUUACAAAUAGAUGGAACCAAUACGAGAUUGGCUUACAUCGAAAGUGGUUCCGUUCCAUUGACAAAGAAUUUUGCUGCCACUGUCGCUGGAUGGGGAUAUAUUGAUUCGACGAAUACUGUACAAACCAAUUUAAUGAAAGUACAAGUUCCAGUACAACCAGCAAGCGUUUGUAAUGGAAGUCCAUUGUAUUUGGGAAUGUCCUCUCCCAUGCAAGUAUGUGCUGGAGAUGGUGCUGGCCAUGAUGCUUGUCCAGGAGAUUCAGGAGGUCCUCUCUUCCGUUCUUUUAACUCUUCGACCAAUGAUUUUGUUGUGUUUGGAGUUGUCAGCUAUGGUCCUGAUGGUUGUGGUGCUGGAUAUGCUACUAAUCGAGGUGUUUAUACCAACACAACCUAUUACCUUAAUUCUUUCAUCAAACAAUAUGUUCCAUCUGUGCAAACGAGCUCAUAUUCAUCAUCAUCUGGAGGAGGAUCUGUCACGCCGGCUGUCUCUUCACCAAAACCUCAAGCAUCUUCCAACAAUAAUUCAUCCUCUCCAAUUUCUACUUCGACCAGCAAACCAAAAGGAUCAACCAAAGUUUCCAUGGCUCCAUCGAUUGUUAAACUUCACUCUUACGAUGACGUACAUGGACAAAAGGACGUUGGAUUCGAAUUCGUUGGUGCGCUCCAAAUGUCGCUCUCAAACAGAAAAGGUCUCGAGUUCCAAUUCGAUACCAACACAUACGAAAAAAAACAGCAAUCUCACAUGACACGCUCAUCAUCGUGGUUAUUCGUAUCUCUAUUGGCGAACGCUCUCUUUGUGGUUGUCUUGAUGGCUACCAGUUGUCAUGGAAAACAACUGAGUGUAUUCACAAGUAAAAAUUCCGAAUCAAAGAAGAGAAAUGCCUAUAUUGCUGGAGGAUCGUUGGCCAGUGAUAAUGAAUUUCCGUUUUUGGUUUCUAUUCAAUUGAUAGAUUCAUCAGCAACUUCUACGACACAUUUUUGUGGAGGUUCAAUCAUUGCUCCGAAUGUUAUCUUGUCAGCAGCUCACUGUUUUUUCGAUGGUAAAGGUGCUCCACUCUCUCCAAGCACUGUUCAAGUCGUUGCUGGAAGAACCAACAAUUAUUGCCCAGACAUUUCUCAAUGCAAUUACGGCAUUGCUCAAUCCAUUCAUGUUCAUCCCAAUUACAAUCAACAAACUCUCUUGCAUGACAUUGCCAUCCUCGUACUCGAUCGAAAUUUACAAAUCGAUGGCUCUUCCACUCGUUUGGCAUUUAUCGAAAGUGGUUCCGUUCCAGUCACGAAAAAUUUAGCCGUUCAAGUGGCGGGAUGGGGAUAUAUUGAUUCGACGAAUACAGUUCAGACCAAUUUGAGAAAAGUGAGUGUUCCUGUGGUGAGUGCUGCGACGUGUAAUCAGGGAGCAACAUUUCCCAAUCAAAUAUGUGCUGGAGAUGGAGCUGGACAUGAUUCUUGUUCUGGAGAUUCUGGUGGACCUCUUUUUCGAGCACUUUCUGGAACAAAAGAUUUUGUCGUGAUUGGUGUUGUUUCUUAUGGUCCUGCUGGAUGUGGUGCUGGUUAUGAAACCAAUCGAGGAGUGUAUACGAACACGACGUAUUAUUUGGAUUCUUUCAUUAGGCAAUACGUGUCAUCAUCGACAUUACAAACCAAUGCAUACAAUGAAACUAAGGUGGAAGAUUCAUCGUCCAGAACCUCAAUGGCUUCGAAAAUGAGUUGUGAACUGUUGUUGUUAUGUUAUGGGAUGUUGCUAAUAUUGAGUCUUGUCAUGGCCCAAUUGGUCUUGUAA